CGGGUUCAGAGUUGAAAGACAAGCAGCACUGCGGCUGUGCAGCAUGGCGGUGCUAGUGGGACGCAGAGCCCUAAUGCAAGCUUUCCAUGUGCAGGCAGCGGGUCGGAACAGCUCGGCCAGGUUGGCAACUGUCCUUCCCUGCUUCAGACACUCCUGGAAAGUGUCCGGGGGGCACGGAGCAGUCACACGACCGUACAGCUCCGACUCGAAGGAUGACCUGCGCGUCAGAUACCUGGACGGAGAAGACAGUGGUAUUGUUGUUGUUGGGAUGAAUCGACCCAAAGCCAAAAAUGCCAUAAGCAGAAAUCUUGUCAAAAUGAUGUUUGACGCUGUGGAGGACAUCAAGAAGAAUAACAAAGUGCGCAGUGUCAUCUUUUGCAGUUUGGUUCCUGGUAUCUUCUGUGCAGGUGCAGACCUGAAGGAGAGGGCCAAGAUGCAACAGUCUGAAGUGGGUGCGUUUGUAUCCAAAGCAAGAGCCCUCAUCACAGAGCUGGGUAACCUGCCAGUACCAACAAUCGCUGCAAUAGAUGGAGCUGCCUUAGGAGGAGGCUUGGAAAUGGCCCUUGCUUGUGACAUCAGAAUUGCCUCAAAUACAGCAAAAAUGGGACUCGUUGAGACUAAACUCGCAAUUAUUCCUGGAGCAGGUGGCACACAGCGUCUCCCUAGGGUAAUUGGUGUGUCUCUUGCUAAGGAACUCAUUUUUGCUGCCCGGGUAGUGGAUGGAACAGAGGCAUGCCGCCUGGGUCUCGUCAGUCAUUCUGUGGAGCAGAAUAAUAGUGCCGAUGCUGCUUAUCUACGAGCUUUAGAACUUGCCCGUGAGAUCAACCCUCAGGGUCCAAUUGCAAUAAGGAUGGCAAAACUGGCUAUCAACCAGGGGAUAGAGGUGGAUUUAUCAACAGGUCUGGCAAUUGAAGAGGCAUGCUAUGCCCAGGUGAUCCCAACUAAAGACCGACUGGAAGGUUUGGCCGCUUUCAAGGAAAAGAGGCGUCCUCACUACAAGGGAGAGUGAAGUCUUUAAAACAAUCAGAGUUCUGCCUUCAGGUCUUCUAUUGUUCCUCUGCUUCCAACAUAUUUAUGGGUGAAACUGUACACAACAACACAUUAAGCUGUACAGUACCCAGGGGACGUCUGUUUAACAGCAGAACAUCGGGGUUCAUCAUGGCUGGUGUUUUUGCCACUAACUAAAUGAUUAAAGUGUAAAGUACUUGAUAGGUGUACUAACAGACUGUUUUAGAAUUUGCAGAAAUCAAGUAAACUAACAAAGGACUGGCCUAUAACAUGCAAACAACAACAAAAUCUAAAACAUUAAUUCUCUUGAAAUGGUUAAUGCUAUUUGCAAUAUGAUUGGCUGAAUGUCCAUAAAGCUCUGAAUCCCACACAUAAAUGAUGCAUCAUAAGGUUUGUUGUUUUUUUCUUUUGAUAGAAAUAUACUCCUGUGUUCAGAAGCAUUGUAUGUGCAUGAAAUCUUAACACAGUCUAUCCCGUUUUUCAAUAAUAAAACACUACAGAUGCAUUAAUUCAGCUGCUAAUCAAAGACGUGAGUCAUCAAAAUGAUAUUCAGGUGACUACAUUGGAACAAGAAUCAUAUGUUUCUCCAUCGCUACAUCUGUCUAUAGUGCAGUUGGAAAUGUCAGUAAAUUUGGGGAUUUGAAUGACUAUUUUCACGCAUCUCCCAUCUUUUGGAGUUGCUAGUAAUUAAGAUAUUUGCAAAGAAUUGAAAAAUUGAAGUGUAUCUCUUCAGUGAGGCUCUCCUCAAAACUCUUACGAAAUGUAGGUUGCUCACUAAAGAAUCACUUACUUUCUUUUCCCAGAGCUUUCAAUCGCACUCUGCAGUUUUCAACAGUGGAUAGUGCUCAUUCAGUUGACACUUGAUGGUUAUUUGCUCAUGGAGACUGACCACUAAUAUAGAUCAUUAGAUUUAAUCAAAAAAGUGAAGCUGGGGCUUUUUCUCCAGAUGUGUGAUAUUCUUUUCUAUACACAUAUUUGCCUCAGCACUCCAAACUCUAGUGCACACAAGAAAUAAAAAUAAUGGGACCUUACAGGACUUCAGAGACUCUGUGCUUUUCAAUAUAUGGUCCAGUCUUAGUUGUAUCCACACAGAUAGAAAUGGUCAUUGUCGUAAAUCAUUUCAAUGAAAUAUCUCUGAGUUGCCUUUUCUUCUGUACAAUGUGUUGUAGUCUUCACAGAUGCUUUUGUAAUCCAGUACCAAGACUCAAACUGCUUUUGUGAAACUGUUGAAUGACUCGAUAAGUUAAGUGAGGCCAUGUCACACAGUGAAAUAAAAGUGCUCUCACAGAAA
Messenger RNA from Amphiprion ocellaris (clown anemonefish), 2299 nucleotides. It is a transcript of the gene auh, whose product is annotated as AU RNA binding protein/enoyl-CoA hydratase. Gene Ontology annotation, molecular function: enoyl-CoA hydratase activity. Lineage: Eukaryota; Metazoa; Chordata; Actinopteri; Pomacentridae. Bases 44 to 1009 code for a protein of 321 amino acids. The transcript has 10 exons. The record is from RefSeq and is a predicted model, not a curated record. Gene Ontology annotation, biological process: fatty acid beta-oxidation. Gene Ontology annotation, cellular component: mitochondrion.